CAGCAACAAGGGGGAAUCAAGCAGGCAGGGCGCCAGCAACCAGGAGAGAGAAGGGGUGGUGUCGUCGCUCUGCAGGGUGGGGCAUCCCCCUCCCCACACAGCCCAAGGCUGAAGUCAGGCCAGUGGGAGGAGCUGUCAUGCCCCCCCACACCCCCUCCCCGGAGGCCGCAGGGCUAUAAAGCCGCCCCGCAUCGGUCUGCAGCUCCUUGCCACCCGGCCUAGUUCUGCCAAGCGCUGAAUGCCAUCUUCCGCCAGCAUGAGCCAUCAUCACUCGUCGGGCCUGCGGUCCAGCAUCAGCUCCACCUCGUACCGCCGGACCUUCGGGCCGCCGCCCUCACUGUCCCCCGGGGCUUUCUCCUACUCGUCCAGCUCUCGCUUCUCCAGUAGUCGCCUGCUGGGCUCGGGGUCCCCGAGCUCCUCGGCACGGCUGGGCAGCUUUCGUGCCCCUCGAGCGGGGGCCCUGCGCUUGCCCUCGGAGCGCCUCGAUUUCUCCAUGGCCGAGGCCCUCAACCAAGAGUUCCUGGCCACUCGGAGCAACGAGAAGCAAGAGCUACAGGAGCUCAACGACCGCUUCGCCAACUUCAUCGAGAAGGUGCGCUUCCUGGAGCAGCAGAACGCAGCCCUGCGCGGGGAGCUGAGCCAGGCGCGGGGCCAGGAGCCGGCGCGUGCCGACCAGCUGUGCCAGCAGGAGCUGCGCGAGCUGCGGCGCGAACUGGAGCUGCUGGGCCGGGAGCGCGACCGGGUGCAGGUGGAACGCGAUGGGCUGGCGGAGGACCUGGCGGCGCUCAAGCAGAGGUUAGAAGAAGAAACCCGCAAGCGAGAGGAUGCGGAGCACAACCUGGUGCUCUUCCGUAAGGACGUGGACGACGCCACUCUGUCCCGCCUAGAACUGGAGCGCAAGAUUGAGUCUCUGAUGGAUGAAAUUGAGUUCCUCAAGAAGCUACACGAAGAGGAGCUUCGAGACCUGCAGGUGAGCGUGGAGAGCCAGCAGGUGCAGCAGGUGGAGGUAGAGGCAACAGUGAAGCCAGAGCUGACCGCGGCGCUGAGGGACAUCCGUGCACAGUACGAGAACAUCGCGGCGAAGAAUCUGCAGGAGGCAGAGGAGUGGUAUAAGUCGAAAUAUGCUGACCUGUCCGACGCCGCCAACCGCAACCAUGAGGCCCUACGCCAGGCCAAACAGGAGAUGAAUGAGUCCCGACGUCAGAUCCAGAGUCUGACAUGUGAGGUGGACGGGCUGCGCGGCACGAACGAGGCGCUGCUCAGACAGCUGCGGGAGCUGGAAGAGCAGUUCGCCCUGGAGGCUGGAGGGUACCAAGCCGGGGCAGCACGGCUAGAGGAAGAGCUUCGACAGCUGAAGGAAGAGAUGGCGAGGCACCUGCGAGAGUACCAGGAGCUCCUCAACGUCAAGAUGGCCCUGGACAUCGAGAUAGCCACCUACAGGAAGCUACUGGAAGGGGAGGAGAGCCGGAUCUCAGUGCCGGUUCAUUCCUUCGCCUCUCUAAGUUUAAAGACGACUGUGCCUGAGGUGGAGCCUCUCCAGGAUAGCCACAGCAAGAAAAUGGUUCUGAUCAGGACAAUCGAGACCCGGGAUGGGGAGGCUCCUCAUCUCCCGCAAGAAGUGCCCAUGCUUCCCGGAAUGGUUCCCAAAACCCGGCCGUGCACUACGUUCAGAGAGAGCGUGGUCAACAGUGGGCUCGAUGGCCAUCCUUUCCCACAAUUCCGCGGCCUUCAUGAGGGGCCUGCCCUCGGCUGGGUCCAGAUCUCGCGAGAGUACGGUAAUGCCCGUUGCAGCCCAGACUGGCCUUCCCGGGCUUCAGAACAGCAUCCUCCCUGGCUUUCCCCCUCAUCCUGCCACUCGCGCUCCGUCUUCGGAUUGGCGGAGAGAGCCGGUCAGUUGUUCUCCCAUCCAGAAAACGUUUUGGCGACUGUCCUUCUCUGGCCCCGCCUUUGGAGCCUGCAGAUUGGGUGGCUGCGUGUGACAUCACGACCCUUCGCGUCGGCGGGGACUAGCCAAUCAGGAGCUUGGCGUAUUUUACAAACCGGGGAAGCAGCAGCAGCCGCAGCAGAAGCAAAAGCAGAAACCCAAGAAAUCGGCGAAAAACCCGAGGAAGUAGAGGUGACCCCGAGGGCCUCCUGGAAUGGUGCGGCACGGGGAUCUUAG
Molecule: messenger RNA, 2161 nt
Organism: Mus pahari (shrew mouse)
Lineage: Eukaryota; Metazoa; Chordata; Mammalia; Rodentia; Muridae
Gene: Prph
Product: peripherin
Exons: 9
Coding region: 239-2161 (640 amino acids)
Cellular component (GO): plasma membrane; axon; type III intermediate filament
Molecular function (GO): structural molecule activity
Source: RefSeq, a predicted model, not a curated record